UGGAGCACUCACUCGCCUAUAUAACACACACUAUCUCACCUCUCUCACACACUCCCUCAGUACACCACACCAUCAUGAAGUGCGUAGCAGCUCUGACUUUUGUCUUCGCGGCGUUGACGGCGACUUCCGGUCAAGCGUCAUGCCCAGCCGAAUAUUUAAGCUUCAGCGUGGACGCAGUGACGCAGGUGUGCGUAAAGUUUUACAUGUAUGUGAAGGGAACGUGGGCCUCGAUGAGGGCGUUGUGCCAGGCGGAAGGUGCCGACCUAGCUGAGCUGAGAGGUGACCUCCACGACCAGGUGUACUCUUACAUCUUCUCUCACUCAGAUUUACGUGUACGUUACGUAUCCUGGACAGAGAAGAACUUGCCGCCUCUGUGGCACCUUGGAUCACAUAGUGGCUCAAUGUGUUCAGCGCCAGCUGCCCUCGGGGCGUGGUCGUCGUCCUGA
This is a messenger RNA of Cherax quadricarinatus, 446 nucleotides long. Lineage: Eukaryota; Metazoa; Arthropoda; Malacostraca; Decapoda; Parastacidae. The record is from RefSeq and is a predicted model, not a curated record.